AUGAAGAUAGGUGUGUGCAGCUAUAAAAAUGUACUUGCUAACGUACCAACUUUACAAGCGGCUUCUAGCCAUUCCCAUAAAUUUGAAGAAGCAAAAGUGAACAUCUAUUUCCUUGUUUACUUACCAUCCUCACCUACCUCAACCUAUCACUGUCAAAACGAGCAGAUGCUAAAUAAAUAUAUAAUACAUGAUCAACAAGCAUCUUUAAAGACACUGUACUUGCUAAGGGACAAGCUAGAAAGUGAACUUUAUAAUGUUGAGCGGAGGAGUGAUCUUAUGCUUCAACUGCAUAAUGAUCGUGUCACCUAUAUGUACCAGGAUGGCUGCGAUUUUGAAACAGGAGAAAGCUCAUAA
This is a messenger RNA of Thelazia callipaeda (thelaziosis nematode), 354 nucleotides long. The record is from the annotation of a GenBank genome assembly. Lineage: Eukaryota; Metazoa; Nematoda; Chromadorea; Rhabditida; Thelaziidae.